Molecule: messenger RNA, 1921 nt
Organism: Penaeus chinensis
Lineage: Eukaryota; Metazoa; Arthropoda; Malacostraca; Decapoda; Penaeidae
Product: protein N-lysine methyltransferase METTL21D-like
Exons: 4
Coding region: 469-1122 (217 amino acids)
Biological process (GO): peptidyl-lysine methylation
Cellular component (GO): cytosol; cytoplasm
Molecular function (GO): protein-lysine N-methyltransferase activity
Source: RefSeq, a predicted model, not a curated record
GUCAAUCUGCCCAAAUGUGGAGGAUGAACAACAACAAACUCCUUUUGUAAACAAACAAGAAGCAGGUGAAGAAAAUAUAUAUUACAAAAUAGCAGCUGCAAUAAAUGUCAACAGUAGAGAUGGCUAAUUACCUACCAUUGCCGAUAACCUACUAUAACAUAUUGAUUUAAACGGAACGGAGAUCUGUUACAAGUACCGGUACAUCAAGAAGACGUAGUGGAUAAAGGACUUGUGGGAGAAGAUAUGGAAAGUAUUCGGCCGAAUCCUUAGCCAACCGAAUUUCCUUAACCUCUACAUCUACCUCUACCACCUCCACCUCCACCUCCACCUCCACCACCUCCACCUCCACCUCCACCUCCACCUCCACCUCCACCUCCACCUCCACCACCUCCACCUCCACCUCCACCUCCACCACCUCCACCUCCACCUCCACCUCCACCUCCACCUCCUCCACCUCCACUUCCACUCAUGAGCAUGUUCCUUCGUGAGGUAGCAUUAGAGGCCAUAGGCACAGAUGUGGCGCUGUGGCAAGAACUCGAGGGUGACGUGGGCUGUGUGGUGUGGGAUGCAGCCAUUGUGCUCACUAAGUUCCUUGAGGUUAAUUCGCUGAAAACUGGCACAGAUGCCGGAAAAUGUCUGAUAAAAGGCCGAACUGUGCUUGAAUUAGGGUCAGGCACUGGUUGUGUUGGUCUUGCAGCUGCCAUUAUGGGAGCUUCAAAAGUCACCAUCACGGAUCUGCCAGAGUUUCUUGGCCUCAUGGAGAAAAACAUCGUGGAAAAUCAAGAACGUUUAGGGUGUCCAGUAGAGGCAAGGGAGCUCAGCUGGGGCAAUGAGCAACAGAUGAGGCAAUUUCCCUUUCCAGAUGUUGUGCUCGUGGCUGAUUGCAUCUACUAUGAGCAGUCUCUGGAACCUCUGGUGUCAACUCUACACAAGAUAUGCAGCCCAGAUACAAUAGUCCUUCUCAGCUAUGAAGAGAGAACCACUGGAAAUAAGCCACAGCUGCAGAAGAAGUUUUUUGAGUUGAUGGAAGAGCACUUUUGCAACGAGAAAAUUGCCUUGGAAGAACAGCAUGAACUCUUUAGGUGCGAGGACAUUCACAUCUACAAGUUCAGUCGGAGAUGAUGAAAGUUUUUGAUAUGCUUAGGAAAAUUGCUGGUGCUUUUCAUGACAUGACAUUUAUGUCACCUGGGUCCACUAGGUUAAUUUUUACUUUCAUGAACAAAUUACAAGAAUCUGUAAGUGCUCUGUUAGAAGUUUAUUUUAUUUCAUUUUUUUUAUUUUUUUUUAUAUUUAGUCAUCUGUAUCCUAAUUUUUCUUGCAUAAAUAUUGAAGGAGAGAAUGAAAAGCCUGUAUUAAAGUCACUUGUUUAGAUAAACACCACUCCACAUCAAGAAUAUGUUCAUUAUACCACGUUGAGGAACUAGUCUCUCUGAUGGUAUAGUCUGACUCAGGCUAGAAUCACCCAAUCAACCUCUCUUGAAAGAAUGCAAAUCAGCGAAGAACACGUUAAAUUACAGAAAUUGACUAUUUGUGCCGAGUGCCAUGUUGAGAAAUAGGGAUGAAAAGCACAAGAAGAAACAUCAAAGUACCUUUAACAGUUAUAUUUAUAAAAUAUUGCAACUUUUGGUGAACAUUUAAUCUGAAAGGGUGAUGAUUGCCGAUGUCACCAUUAGAUAUCCAUAAAAGAAUACCAUUAUUCUUAUAUAGUUGUUUAUUACAGUUAUUUCACUUUUUAUUAUGUCAUGUGAGCAUACAUUAUGUAGCAUUGUAGUACUCAGGUCUCUAUGAUACAAAGGGCAUAUGAUUCCAAGUGUCAUUUUACAUACCAUGUUAAGCAUUUCUUUAUUAAUGGCUGGAAUUUUUUUUUCCAGUUCUGUGCACACACAAAGGGCUUUGAAUAAAGUCAGUCAUUGUUGUCAUA